AUGGCGCGAAGUUUGAUUACUGGAUGCUUGAGGGCAGUUGACGAAGGCGCAACUGUUUCAGGAUAUGAAGUUGCAAUGAGCCAAAUCCUUGAUGAUUGCUUUGCUGAUGAAUUAUUUUAUCAUUUGCCAUUAACAAUCAUCGGCGAAGUAAUUGAAGCAGCAGAAGACCCUAUACCAGUUGAAAAAGCUACGAAACUACUAGAUGAAGUGUAUAAAGUGCAAGGGCCAGAUUCGGUUUUAUUAUUACAGUAUAUUCAAGCAGGUGCGAUAAAUUAUGAAGAAGCAUUAAUGAUAUUAUCUCCGUUCAGGACUUUUAACUGUAUUGCUCCUCUUUUCGAAGAAGUCGACCCGAAUCAACUUCAAGGUUUUAUUUUAAACAAGGAAAGGCAGAUAGAAUACUUAAACGAGCAAAUACGAGCCCUCAAAGAAGAAAACCAAAGAAUGAAAGAAGAUUUUUAUUGUCUCACAAAAGGAACUCUCGCUCAAGAAAAAUCACGUGCCCUUAAAAAGGCAGAACUACGUAUUUCCCAACUACGUGAUUUAUUCAAACUUGCUCAAAAAGGACAAAGCGGAAAAUUAUUAAGCGAUAUGAACGUUAUCGAUGCUGUUAAAAGCGGAAAUCUUGAAGCAGUUAGAAUCUUAUGCGGUAAUGACCCAUCAAACCUCGAAGUUAGCGACGCAGAAUACGAAUCUACUCCAUUACAUUGGGCUGCAGGCUGGGGCAUGUACGAUAUCGUUAAACUUCUACUUGAUUUCGGUGCUGAUAUUAAUGCCCGUAACAAAGUUGGCCAUACUCCUUUACUUUGCGCUGUAUUUGAUAAUCAACUCGAAUGCGCUCGACUUUUGAUCGACCGUGGCGCAGAUGUAAAUGAUUGCGACAACGAGGGCUUUGCGGCUAUCCACAUUGCAGCUGGAAACGGACACAUGGAUGUACUGAAAUUCCUUGUAACUAAAGGCGCUGACCUCGGUGCACUUACAAUUGAUGGAGGAACAGCAUUGUGGGUCGCUGCUGGUGCUGGUGACUACGAAAUUUUCGAAUUUUUGUUAUCAGGAUGCAGAAUUCCACUGAAAAAAGCCGCAAAUAGGAAUAAUACGAUCUUCCAUCAAGCAGCUUUUGGUGGAAACCUACAAAUUAUCAAACUCUGCUUCAAAGCCGGACUUGAUAUCAAUGCAAAGAACGAUGACGGUGAAACACCUUUGGCUCUGGCUAAAAAUAAAAUGGUCGCAGAGUACCUUUCUCAAAAAGGAGCUGUAUUGUAA
Trichomonas vaginalis G3 is the source of this 1260-nucleotide messenger RNA. Its product is annotated as spectrin binding. Gene Ontology annotation, molecular function: protein binding. The record is from RefSeq and is a predicted model, not a curated record. The transcript has a single exon. Gene Ontology annotation, cellular component: ciliary inversin compartment. Bases 1 to 1260 code for a protein of 419 amino acids. NCBI's taxonomy places the organism in Eukaryota, Parabasalia, Trichomonadida, Trichomonadidae. Gene Ontology annotation, biological process: protein localization to ciliary inversin compartment.